AAUUUUUAUUGAUAUUUCUUUUUGUUUGAUUUUGGUUGGUUUUCCCUUUUAAACUAAAAAAUUCGAAAAUUUUUGUUACAUUAUUUCGUAUAUCUAUAUUUCGACGAUUUGUCAUAUAAAUUUGUAUUCGUUCACUUUUUGGCAAAUAUGAUUUCCGAUAAAAUGCGCGCGCAAAUGUAUCGCGAUCAUCGCCAACGCUUACGAUACGUUCGAUGUCGCGUCAAUAGCGGCUCAGUCCGGUUGUCAUCUCGCAUCAGUGCAAACUGUGCAAACUCAGAUUCUAUACGUUCGUUGAAAAACGGAAAUAGGUCAGAAUCGAAUCCUAAUUUUUUACACGGACAGCAGUAUACUACAUUGGAGAAGGAAAAUAUCCAUCGUCAUCGUCUAUCUACAAAAUCAAUUAUAGCUGCUCACCAAAACAUGGUAAAGUCGAAAUCUUCAGCAACUAACGAAAGGCUGAAUAAGCAACGUUGUAUUCCAAUGACCUAUCCAUCGAUCGCUCUAAAGUUAAAAGCUCUCCGUCCAGUAGGUCGUGUGCUUAUUCAACUCUAUACGGAAGCAUCACCUCAAGUUGUAUUGGAGUUCAUUCGCUUAGCUAGAAACAACAGCGCAGAUAGCCUUUUUAUCACGCGUGUUUUCCCGUCUCUAUGGUUGGAGGGAGAGUUAAAAUUACCGCCAGAAUCUCACACACAUAGAAAACAUGAAUUCGAUACACGUAGCUUAAAUCACACAAACCAUGGCGGAAUUAUUUCUUAUUCGCGCGAAAAUAUAAGUGGUAUCGAAAGCGACCGAUUAAGCUUCGCAAUUUCCUUUCGACCAUUGCCAGCAGCUAAUAGCAAACGCAUCGCUUUCGGACGAAUUGUCGGUGGUCUAAAAUAUCUCUACGAACUUCAAGACUAUGGCACAAAGAAUGGAAAGCCGACAAGAAAAAUUUGUAUUAGCAAGUGCGGAUUAUUCUCAAAGACUUUGCCCUCUCGGAGAUAUUGAAAUCACUUAUGAGGAUGUGUGUUGCUAAUUCGCAUUUUUUACAUUCUGUUAUGGUUAUCAAAAAUUAAGGAUAUAUGUAUAUGGGUUAUGAAAAAAAUUAUGUAAAUAUUUUAGGAAUUUAAUUUGAAAGUGAAACACUUAAUUCGAAUUUUUAGAUUCAUUUUCAAAUUAAACGACUACUAUUAGUUGUAUUGGUUUUAUUUUCAAAAAAUAAUGCUACAAUAAAAAUUAUGAUGUUGAUGUUAAUAUUUUUGCAUAAUUUAUAAUUGCAUAGCUAGAGCCGACUUCACCAACAUAAUGCGUAAUAACAUUAUUACAGAUGGCUAAAACGGGUUUUCAGAGCUUCAUUAAAAUCUUAAAUCUAAAUGUACAUAUAUCAUUUUUAAUUACAAAUAAAUAUAUUAAAGGGAUUAGCAUGAAAAGAAAUAAAAUAU
Molecule: messenger RNA, 1421 nt
Organism: Zeugodacus cucurbitae (melon fly)
Lineage: Eukaryota; Metazoa; Arthropoda; Insecta; Diptera; Tephritidae
Exons: 2
Coding region: 148-987 (279 amino acids)
Biological process (GO): protein peptidyl-prolyl isomerization
Molecular function (GO): peptidyl-prolyl cis-trans isomerase activity
Source: RefSeq, a predicted model, not a curated record